This is a messenger RNA of Penaeus chinensis, 449 nucleotides long. Its product is annotated as crustacean hyperglycemic hormones-like. The coding region runs from base 68 to 433 and encodes 121 amino acids. Lineage: Eukaryota; Metazoa; Arthropoda; Malacostraca; Decapoda; Penaeidae. The transcript has 3 exons. Gene Ontology annotation, biological process: circadian rhythm. Gene Ontology annotation, cellular component: extracellular region. Gene Ontology annotation, molecular function: neuropeptide hormone activity. The record is from RefSeq and is a predicted model, not a curated record.
UCUCUCACAAACGGAAGGGAAGAUGGGCAGUAGAAUAUCCAAAUGAAUAUUUUUCGAAAGACCAAAGAUGCAGUUAGCUGUCAUGGUGUCCCUGCUGGUGGCACUUCCGGCCUCUGUCGCGACUGAAAACACGAAUGAAAUACCGACGUUAAUUUAUUCCUCGCCUGGCGAUUCCCUCAAAGGUGACCAAAGCUUAACCAAACGCACCAUAGCGUUCAGUUCUUGCACGGGCGUCUACGACCGCGAACUCCUUGUAAGGCUCGACCGCGUGUGCGAAGACUGCUACAACCUCUACCGCGACGUUGUAGUGGAGGUCCAAUGCAGAAGUAAUUGUUUCCACAACGAUGUGUUCCUCCACUGUGUGUACUACCUGUACCGUAGCCCUCGCCAAAGGAACAAGUACCGGGACGCCCUACAGAAGUUCGGCAAGUAGGCGGAUUCUCUUCGGC